AUGCCGAAACCUGCCAGCGGAAAGCUGGAGGUUUCCCAGGAGAUCCACAGGCAGUUCAAAGCUGGAGGUCAACAGCGAAAAUGCUUGUUGGACAUGUUGGUGAAAUCUAAGGGCAACAAGGAAGUAUUUCUGAAAACCAUCGAGCACCAGCAGAAAAAGUCCCGGAAGAACAACUUGCAUGUGGAAAAGGGGUUCUACACCAAAGCAAACAUGAAGAAGGACUUAGGAUGGGAUGCGGAUAGGAUUAAAGCUGCAGUGAAAUACUGCGCUGACCCACGCAGAGCCAAGACUCACGUCAGGCGGGACAAAUACCAGAGCCACAUCAAGGAGUAUUGGGUGGAUGUGCAAACAACCGGCAGUUUCGAUGAUGAGAAUGAAGAAACCUUUGUAGAUAAGACCACGGAGGAGGGACAAGCUGCGUCCUUCGACUUGGGGCUCCCAGCCACUGACCCAUGCGCAGCAGCACGAGGUGAAGAUGAGCCUGAGCCAGUGGACACCGACCAUGAGGUCGACGAUGACAUGGACGACGGCACCAGCAGCAGAAUGAGCAGAACACGGGUUCCCCCCAGAAGUGAAGUUCAAAAAGAACACGCCCUAGAGGCUGGGUCCACAAAAAAGGUGAAAUUGUAA
Messenger RNA from Cladocopium goreaui, 630 nucleotides. Lineage: Eukaryota; Dinophyceae; Suessiales; Symbiodiniaceae. The record is from the annotation of a GenBank genome assembly.